Messenger RNA from Saccharomyces kudriavzevii IFO 1802, 648 nucleotides. RefSeq names its product Pet18p (gene PET18). Gene Ontology annotation, cellular component: cytosol. The transcript has a single exon. Bases 1 to 648 code for a protein of 215 amino acids. Lineage: Eukaryota; Fungi; Ascomycota; Saccharomycetes; Saccharomycetales; Saccharomycetaceae. The record is from RefSeq and is a predicted model, not a curated record.
AUGAGCUCCACCACUGAUAAGCUAAUACAAAAACACGCUUCCCUCUUCAAAAAAGCUACCGAGCAUAAGUUCACUAAUGAACUGUGUUCAGGUACUUUGAAGGAUCGUAGUUUGUACAUCUAUUUAACACAGGAUCUUCUUUUUUUUGAAACAUCUUUGAGAUUAAUUUGUAAGACAACUUCUUUAGCACCAACCACACAUGCCCUGAUUACCUUGGCCAAAAAGAUUGGCUUUUUUUCUAACGACGAAAAUUCUUACUUUCACGAUUGUUUAGAGUUAUUGGCGCCUUCGCUUACUGAGGCAGAAAGGGCCAAGUUCGAUCACAAGGCAAUCCCCGCUGUUGAUACUUUUCUGAAGUUAAUAGAAGAUUUGACAAAGGACAACUCAGUCACAUGGGCAUCCUUAAUAACUGACUUAUGGAUUUCUGAAGAAGCCUAUUGGACAUGGGCUCGUGAUACUCCAAGAGCUCCAGGCCUUCACUGGAAGUAUCAGAAAUGGAUUGAUUUACAUGAUGGUGAACACUUUCAAACUUGGUGCGAAUUUUUGAAGGCUGAGGUUGAUAAAUUCUCUGUUGAAGAAGUCGAGGGCAUAUUUGUCAAGGUCUUACAACUAGAAGUAGAUUUUUUUGACAGCUGUUACAACGCUUAA